Messenger RNA from Owenia fusiformis, 4565 nucleotides. The record is from the annotation of a GenBank genome assembly. NCBI's taxonomy places the organism in Eukaryota, Metazoa, Annelida, Polychaeta, Sabellida, Oweniidae.
CGGGCACCUGUUGCAACUCCUUUACGGUAUAAUUGCGGGAAAGUUGAAACGAAAGUGGAAAAUUGUCAUCUUGAUUUCAUGUAUUUUUACCACUUUCAGACACUAAUGUACAAGUAAACCAGUUUAACACCAAAGGAUAAAAUAGGUUCCACAACCUAUUAUCAAGAUGUCUAGUUUGAAAAAGAUGAGCGUAAUGGGUAUCCGGAGCUUUGGGGCUGAUGAUACUCAGAAGCAGAUCAUUGAGUUCUUCUAUCCUCUGACUCUAAUCCUUGGUCCCAAUGGAACUGGAAAAACUACUGUCAUAGAGGCCCUCAAGUAUAUCACUACUGGUGAAUUCCCUCCAGGGUCCAAGACUAAUGGUGCAUUUGUGCAUGAUCCCAAGAUAGCAGGAGAGAGUAUGGUAAGAGCACAGAUUCGCCUUGCAUUCCAAGAUGUCAUGGGUCAGGCGGUUGUAUGUCAGAGAUCAAUUGAAGCAACACAAAAGGCGAAGUCUGUUUCAACUAAGACAUUAGAUGGGACUAUCACUAGAAAGGGGGCCGAUGGUGAGAAAAACUCCAUCUCAAGUCGCUGUACAGAGAUCAACUCUGAGAUGAUUACAUUGCUGGGGGUCUCUAAGUCUGUAUUGGAGAAUGUCAUCUUUUGUCACCAAGAAGAGUCCAACUGGCCUUUGUCAGAGGGGAAGGCUCUGAAACAAAAGUUUGAUGACAUCUUUGCUUCCUCGCGCUAUGUGAAAGCUCUUGAGUCACUAAUGAAGACGAAAAAAGAGUUAGCAGUGAAUGUGAAAGAGUACAAGAUUGAGAUACAGUUUUUGAAGGCCAACAAAGAUAUGGCAGAGAAGAUCAAUGAUGAGUUAAAGGAGUUAGAAACAAAACAGAAGAGAGCUGAAGACUCCAUUAAAGGCAUUGAUGAGAAAUUGGCACCAAUCAAUGAGAGACUGGAACAAUACCACAAACAGUUUAGAGAGAUAUAUGCAGUACAAACAGAAAUAACAAAGAAAGAGAGCACUAAGAAAGAAAUGCUGAAGAAUGUUCAAAGUCUACGUGACAACUUAGUGGAGGAAUUUCCAGGAUCAACUGAGGAAUUGAAGAGAAGAUUGCAAGACUUUGAGAAACAAGGGGCAAAGAAAGAGAAGGAAUUAACACAGUGCCAACAAGAAGAGGAGCAACUCACUAUUAAACUUGAAAAGAACAAUAAAAGGAAACAGAAAUACCUGAUUGAUCAAGGUCGACUGAAACAGGAAGAGGAGACUUAUAGACAGAAUAUCAGAAGCAGAGAUGCAAGAGUGACUGCCUUUGCCCAGGAAUACAACCUUCAAGGCUAUGAUGACAGUGCUGAGUACACACAAGCUCAGAUCAAACAGUACUCAGAAGACCUCAGGAGUCUCCUUAGAGACAUUCAAAAGAAUGAAGCUGAAGUUAAGGCAAAGUAUGAGAGUAAAGAAGAUGACGUCCAGAAGGAACUUGAUAAGACCAAACACCAAAGGGCAACACUUGAAGGCAGCAUCAAGAUCAAAAAGGACAUGCUGGAGAAAAAUGUUCGGGAAAUAAAACAGGUGAAUCGUAAACUACAGGAGGUUGAUGAAUCAGCUGACAGACUUGAUGAUAUCACCAGAGAACUACAGCAAACAGAACGCGAGAUUGCUCAAGCAGAAAGAGCUGUGGAUUUGGUUUCUCUAAAACAGGAGAUUUCAAACCUCACAAAGCAGAAAAAGGAACUUGAUGAACAGUUCAAUAAUCUAAGUGCUGAAAUGAGUCGCAUGCACAUGGAGUCGAAGGCAAGAACAGAGGUGGAGAUGUUGAAGAAAGAGAAAAAGACAGAGGAAGAUAGCAUAAAAAGACUGAAGGCCAAACAUGAUGACUCCUUCAAACAUCUACUGACUGGGACACCCAACUUACAAACCAUUAAGAGAACCCUGGAACAGAAAAUAAACCAAAAUGGAAGAGAUGUGAGAGACACUAGGGCCAAGUUAGAGAAGGCAAACAAACAAUUGAAUAUCAAGGAAACUCAGAGGAAAUACACAAAGGAUGAGUUGAACAAGAAGAAGGUUGAACUCAAUGGCCACCAGGAGAAGAUGUACGAAGUAGGAGGGAGCGGGAAAUUUGAAGAGUGCCUGCAGAAUAUUGAAGCACGGAUUGACAAGGCCCAAGAUGAGAGGGCGCAGUUGGUUGGUGCGAGUGCCUGGUUCAAACGCUAUAUAAGCAAGAUGAACAUUGACCAACUUGAUGAAAUUGCUUGCCCUGUAUGUAAACGUGGCUUUGAGGAAAUGUGUGAUGUACGCGAUGUGAUAGCUGAAUUGCAGCAGAAACUUGACAGAAUACCCCUAGAACUAAAGUCAAAGGAAGAAGAAUUGAUGGGAUUACAACAAAGAAAAGACAAAAUGGUGGAAUUGAGACCCCUUAGAAACACUAUGAAGAAGCUUGAGGAGACAGAGAUCCCCAACCUAGAGACAAGGGUAGCUAACAUUGAAGAAGACAUAAAGAAGGUCAAUGAAGAAAUAGCAGAGUAUGAUGAGACUCAAGAUUCCUACCAAUUAGACAAAACAAUGUUGGAAAGUAUGCAUCCCGAUAUUAUCAUCUUGGACAAGUCCUUCUAUAAAGUGCAAGACUUGGAGAGAAAGAUCAACCAAGCAUCAGCCAAGCUGAGUGGAGGAGAUAGCAGUCGUACCAUGGAGCAAGUGAAUGAAGAGAAAGAUCAAGUACAAGAGAAUAAAGAGACAGUGGAAUUAUCUCUGGAGAGAAAGCGCAAGAAAGAACGAGAAACCACCGAGAGAAUCACAAAUCUCAGGACGGCACAAAACAAACUUGGUCAGGAGAAACUCCAAAUUGACAGUGAACUACAGCAGAGGAACAAUUUAGUUGAGUCCAAAGUUGAGAUGGAGAAAGCUAAUGUGACGUAUAAACAGGAAAUAAGAGACGCACAGACAGCAAUUGAACCAAUCAAUGAAGAGAUUGAUAGGUUACAUCAGAUGAAGGAAGAGAUUAAACAUGAGAAGGAUUCAUUUACGGAGCUGGAAAAGGAAAAGUUCAACAAGGCCAAAGAAAAGGGACAACAAAUUGGAGCUCUUUCUAAGAAUAUACAAAGAUAUAUGGAAGAAGGCAAAGCUGAACAGCUUGAAGAAAUCACAGAUAAAAUCACAGAGUUGAGUGAGAACAUAGAAAAUUUCAAACAAGGACUUGAUGAGCUCAAAGAAGUUAUAGACAAACUUCGAAAAGAUCUAGCAUCUCAGCAGGUGAGUGAACGUGAAAUAAAGGACAACCUUGAGAUGCGAAUGAAACAGGAGGACAUCAAAAAGGUUGAAGCUGCUAUCAAAGAUCUUAAAGACAAGAUUGGAGAUUUUGAUCCUGACAAUCUUGAGAAGAACAAAGCUGACCUGGAGCAGCAGGCAGAUGAAUUUUUCCAACAGAGACAAAGACAUAAGGAACGUCAAGUUGGCUUUGAAGAGAUGGUUAAGUCCAAGAAGAAAGAUCUUAAGUCAGAUGUCUAUAAUGACAUAGAGACACGAUACAGAGAUAAGAAUAUCGAUGUUAGGACAACAGAACUAGCUAUGGAUGAUGUCUUCCGCUACUACAGAGCUCUUGAUGCUGCUAUAAACAACUACCAUAGAACCAAGAUGGCAGAGAUCAAUAAGAUCAUAAGAGAACUAUGGAGAAACACCUAUAGGGGCAAUGACAUUGAUACCAUAGAGAUAAGAUCAGAGGAUGAUGGCGCGGGAGGUCUUACAGCCACAAAGACACGUCGUACCUACAACUACAGGGUGGUUAUGCUGAAAGGAACAACUACACUUGAUAUGAGAGGACGCUGUAGUGCUGGCCAAAAGGUGUUGUCUUCACUAAUCAUCAGACUUGCCUUGGCCGAGACAUUCUGCCUGAAAUGUGGUAUCCUGACCCUAGAUGAACCCACCACUAAUCUUGAUAGAGAAAACAUCGAGAGCCUGGCCUAUGCCCUUGUCGAAAUCAUUAAGGCUCGAUCGAAACAGAAAAAUUUCCAGCUUAUUAUUAUCACCCACGAUGAAGACUUUGUUGAGCUACUAGGCAAGUCAGAGUAUGUUGACUACUUCUAUAAGAUGAAGAAAGAUAAUGAUGGUCUCUCAAGGUGUGUGAAGUCACGAGUGCAGGAUAUUGGACAACAUUUACACUAAAGAACAGUUGCUUAUUUGACACUAGUCAACUUAACAUAAUUAAGGUGCUGGACAAAAUUAAGACUCUUAAGGAAGAGCUACAUGUACCAUCUCUUUAAACGAUUGGAGGACAUUGGCAUAGUGUGUUUCGCCAUAGAAGAGACAUGGUUCAGAAAAAGCAUGGAUGGAUAGACCUUUUCAAUGAACCCAUAACUUUUGCGGUAUACCAAAGAUUAGUUCUUGAACAUUUAAAAGGCUCCAGGAUUCAUUAUUGCUAAUCAAAACAGGAGCCAAAGUAAAUGUAUCUACAAUAUAACAGUUUGUGAAGCCUUACAUUAUACAGUGCAAAAAUGCAAUGGUGCCAGUAUUGCAAUUGCCAUUUGUCAUAUGCAGCAUUAAUAUCUUGUAUCCAAAUAAAUUGGUCAAAUGCUUGCUUAAAAACUAGACC